Oppiella nova is the source of this 1936-nucleotide messenger RNA. NCBI's taxonomy places the organism in Eukaryota, Metazoa, Arthropoda, Arachnida, Sarcoptiformes, Oppiidae. The record is from the annotation of a GenBank genome assembly.
AUGAAGGCGUCUGCGACUAAAAUGCGUUAUCUGACCACUGGUUAUGCUGUCGUCAAUCAGUGGAUCUGUUGUAUGGAUCGCAUGCCACCGUUGCUGAAGAUGUUGACCAAACUGACCAUUGCGUUGAUACUCGUCGUGUACAUCGUGUCCACGUUCUUCGCCCUCUUCUUCGACCACUUGAACACCGCCCACGACUUCGGCCACUCGGCCCUGCUGCUCCUGUGGCGAGCGCCACAGGCAGCUAUCGCUGCCCCAAUGGUAGCUACUGUCAGACGCCGUGUGCAAAACCAAAUAUCAGAUCUUCAUCUGAGCGUCCAUUUUGGGCCGAAACGAGCGCCAGAUUUGGAACAGUUCUGCAAAGAGUAUAUCGAUAUCAUGAAACCAUCCGUAGUGUUGGCCACCGGCGACCUGACAGACGCCCGGACCCGCGAUCCCAUGGGUUCCCGUGUUUUCGAGGAGGAAUGGCUUAUGUAUUGGAAUGCCUUGAAUAAGACUAAUGUCACCGCAAAGACUAUAUGGCUGGACAUCAAAGGCAAUCAUGAUGCCGACCUUGUCAGGGUUGUUGAAGAAGGUCUUCAUGAGGUAGUCUCCAGGAUAUCCAUAUCGAAUUCUGUGCUGUGGCUCUGGUAUAACUUCAUUGGUGUGGACGCCUGUCUGGACCCGUCGCCCAAACGGCCCUUCAAUUUCAUUGGUCUACUCAAUGAUAAGGACAUCAGUCGUAUAACUCAGAUGAAAGCGGCCGCACGUCAAGAGCACAGCAAUUAUACCAUUUGGUUCGGACACUACCCUACCUCAUCCAUCGCUAUGCCCAGCCCUGGACUCCGGGAACUCAUUAACGGUCCAUACCUUUGCGGUCAUUACCAUACAGUGGGAGGGCUCGUGAAUCACAUGUAUUCCACGCAACCGACCGGUUAUCUGGAGCUGGAACUGUCCGACUGGAAAGACUUGCGUACAAUCCGUUUGGGAGCCAUAGAUCACGGCCUCUUCACGUUCAUCGACUUCAAGUUCCACGAAUGGCCCGUUAUUCUGGUGACAAACCCGAAGAACUCGCUGUACUCGAUGCCCAACAUAGAGCCCUGGCAUCGGAUCGCCAAUUCUACACACAUCCGAGCGCUGGUGUUCUCCAAGAGUAAGGUGUCGUCCGUUGAGGUGCGGAUCGAUGAUAGCGACAAAUGGCUGGAAAUGACGCACAUUUCGGGACCACUUUAUGUCCAUAAAUGGCAGCCCAAUGAGUAUGAAGAGGGUCUCCAUUGGAUUGAAGUCACGGCUAUUGAUGUCGACGACAACCGGCGAACUGUUAGACACCAAUUCUCUUUGGAUGGAUCUAAGGGUGACUUUCCGUUUGGCGCACGACUUAUGCUGCGGACAGACAAUAGAGUGAUCGGAUACCUUUUAUUUGGAUUAGCCGUCAGUAUCUGUGUCCUACCAUUCCUCAUAUUAAGAUUUCUACCAAUCAGUAAAGGUCCGUGGUUUGUGGGCUAUGUUUUAGACGAUUAUAUAGGCAUCAGUUUCGUGUGGGGUAUGCUUAUUGAUGGCUCGUACCUGCCGGGAGGUAUUACCUACGUCCUCUUUUCGUUGAACUUCUACUUCGCGUACGGAUUGUUGGCAUACGUGUUGGGAAUGUUCACCACCUGGUCGUACAUCGUGUACAUUGUCUUAUGGAAGGUGUCGGUGAGUCUGAGCGCACAGUCAUUCCCGGAACCGAUGCGUCCGAAGUACAGGAAAGCCAAAGAUUUUGACGAAAUCAGCGAACACUCGAGUCUUACGCGACCGCCCAUUAGGAAGUGACCGCACGUUAAGCCUUAUAGUGAACUACAGGUGCGGUGAUUGUGUUUAUGUGUAAUUCAGUAUAAUCAGGGUUCUUUCAUAGUUAUAUACCGGUGUUGUGGUUAUGAUUAUUUUGUUGUUCACUAUAAGCGGUUUAUGUGUAGAAUUA